UGGUGGAGAUGCUGGGUAUUAAACAUAGGGACCUUCUGCAUGUAAAGCAGAUUCUCAACCACUGAGCCAUGGCCUCAUCACAAAUUAUAAGGGAAAGGAAUGAGGGAUAGGGCGAUUCCUGCAAACUGCUGCACCUAGCUGACACCAGUGAAGAGGGCACCAUGCCUCCAGAGAUGUCUGACAUCAUCUGCCGCCUCUGGAAGGACACGGGCAUCCAGGCCUGUUUUGUGAGGGCCUCAGAAUAUCAGCUGAAUGAUUCAGCCAGCUAUUACCUGAGUGACCUGCCACGGCUGGUGACACCUGGAUACAUCCCUACAGAGCAGGAUGUUCUACGCUCCAGGGUCAAGACUACAGGCAUCACUGAAACUAAGUUUUCCUUCAAGGAUCUCAAUUUCAGGAUGUUUGAUGUGGGGGGCCAGCGCUCAGAAAGAAAGAAGUGGAUUCAGUGUUUCAAGGGAGUCACCUGCAUCAUCUUCAUCGCUGCCCUCAGCGCUUACGACGUGGUCCUUAUGGAGGAUAAUAAAGUGAAUCGCAUGCAUGAGAGUCUGCACCUGUUCAACAGCAUCUGUAACCACCAAUACUUUGCAGCCACUUCUAUUGUUCUUUUCCUCAAUAAGAAAGAUGUUUUCCGGGAAAAGAUCAAGAAGGCUCAUCUCAGCAUCUGCUUUCCGGAUUAUGACGGGCCCAAUACAUAUGAGGAUGCAGGUAACUACAUCAAGGGCCAGUUCCUGGAGCUGAAUGUGAGGCGGGAUGUCAAGGAAAUCUACUCACACAUGACCUGUGCAACUGAUACACAGAAUGUCAAGUUUGUCUUUGAUGCAGUCACUGACAUCAUCAUCAAAGAGAACCUCAAGGAUUGUGGCCUCUUCUGACAGCAGUCACUUGGGUUCCUAGGCUGGCCGACUAAGU
This is a messenger RNA of Heteronotia binoei (common prickly gecko), 909 nucleotides long. Its product is annotated as guanine nucleotide-binding protein G(t) subunit alpha-1. The record is from RefSeq and is a predicted model, not a curated record. Gene Ontology annotation, biological process: adenylate cyclase-modulating G protein-coupled receptor signaling pathway. Gene Ontology annotation, molecular function: GTPase activity; G protein-coupled receptor binding; G-protein beta/gamma-subunit complex binding. NCBI's taxonomy places the organism in Eukaryota, Metazoa, Chordata, Lepidosauria, Squamata, Gekkonidae. Gene Ontology annotation, cellular component: heterotrimeric G-protein complex. The transcript has 6 exons. Bases 162 to 872 code for a protein of 236 amino acids.